GCCUACAUUUGAAAGACUACAAGCCACUUGACCUUGUAAGUAGUGCCAUGUGCACCCACUUCAUUGUGCAAGAAAGAGCAAUGGGGCUGCAGUUUCGCCAAGGAAAAAGCAACACGGGUUUUGGUUUUUCCUUUCCUUUGUAUCACCUUCACAUAAUUUCACAAUCGCACGACGGGGAUAGAAAAUGGCUACACCUUCUGAUCCGUCCUUAUCUGCUCACAGCGGUUUGCUGUGCUGAGAAAUUGAAUUGGGCCAGCUCAGCAGGCGGGCCCCGGACGGAGAACCCGAGUAGCAAAUGUGGCUUCCUGCUUGGUGCUGCUCUGCUUCUCUCUGGUGGUUGCAAGUGCAAACUACACUCUGCCCUCUUUGGCUCCUGGACUGGAUUUAGUUGCAUGACGUCACCACUGUCCUUUUGAGAAGUAGCAUUCUGGUGAUCCAAUCCAUACCGUGUGAGUGUGACUGUGACGCCAUCCUUUGGAUCACAGAAGAGCUAUUAUUGUGACCCGCUGACAUCAUUCAGCCACCUUGGGCAGCCCGGAGUCAUCGUUCUGCUCUUGUGUAGAGUCAUUGUGCAGCUCAUCUUCAAACUCAAAGUGUUUGAGCUCUUUUCUUCCCUCCACGUGGUCUGCCUGGCACCGGGUGGGAGAAUGCGACGAGAGGGCAGCAACUCAUCGGCCUCUGACGGCAGAAUGACGGAGGCUCCCGCCCGCCUCUGUGUCACCGUGACCUCUUCUCGGCUGGCCAAACCUGCUCGGGGAUCAACGGGAGAAACACGAGCAUGUCGGCAAAUAUUGCAGGACGGACGGUGACGCAUGUGUGGCCUUCAUCUAUGUGAGUGACUCAUCUGUGCCCAUGUUAAAGAUGUUUCCGUUUUGGAUUCCCUCAACAACUCUGAACUGACUCUGCGUCCAUGGCCGGAACGCAGGCGCUCUGGCAGCCCCGUGGGACUUUUGGUCAGCCUCCAUCGAGCCUCUACAGUGCGGACCUACUCCAAGGGCGUUCCCUGGAAGAGCAGAUUGAGCUGCGAUGGUUCCGAGAGCCACGUCGCUCCCUCCUGUGUUACUGCGCUUCGGUCGCCCUGAUAUUAAUUUUGGGCCUGGGCGGCGUGGGCUUCCUCUGGGCCGCCGGCCCGGACGUGUCCGGCGAGUGGCGUCUCGGAGUGGGUGCAGCGCUGUGCCUCCUUUCCCUGGCGCUUCUGCUCAAGCAGCUUGUCAGCUCCGCCGUCCAGGACAUGAACUGCAUCCACAGCCAGCGGCGAAUCGACCAGCUGAAGAGUGGCGGACGGGCCGACCCGGCGCUCAUCCUGAUUGUGGGUCUGGCUGUGACGCUGUGUGGGACCGUUUUACUGUGCGCGGGUGCAAUCGGGGGCCGAGGCGACGACGCGGGCGGCGGAAUGUUGCUCUCCGGACUGGCGCUGGUGGCCACUGGACUCGGCACGAUUAUGGCUCUGGCGGGGUACGCUGCGCUGGUCUACCUGAAGAAAAGAAGGGAGCGUGCCAGGAGGAGGAGGGCGAUGGACGCGAGGGGCCCGGGAGGGAGGGGGGUCCGUCCGUCGUGUCUUGUGUGUCUCGGGAUGAAUCAGGCCUCCAGCAGAACCAGCCUGAUAUGAGACGCUCCAAGCGAGC
Messenger RNA from Syngnathus typhle (broad-nosed pipefish), 1625 nucleotides. It is a transcript of the gene tmem125b, whose product is annotated as transmembrane protein 125b. Lineage: Eukaryota; Metazoa; Chordata; Actinopteri; Syngnathiformes; Syngnathidae. The record is from RefSeq and is a predicted model, not a curated record. The transcript has a single exon. Bases 911 to 1609 code for a protein of 232 amino acids.